Chiloscyllium plagiosum (whitespotted bambooshark) is the source of this 3605-nucleotide messenger RNA. RefSeq names its product fibroblast growth factor 4 (gene fgf4). Gene Ontology annotation, molecular function: growth factor activity. The record is from RefSeq and is a predicted model, not a curated record. Lineage: Eukaryota; Metazoa; Chordata; Chondrichthyes; Orectolobiformes; Hemiscylliidae.
UUCACAGAGAGCUCUCCCCUGACUCCCAAACUGAUCAUUUGACGCGGCUUGCAAAGUUCAAAUAAACUUCCCUGAGCCGCUUCUUCAGAGAGGGGGGCUCCUGAUGCAACCUACAGAUGUAAAGAGCAGUUCAUAACACACGCUGAGCGUUUCUGCUGCUUUUUUAAAUGUGCGCCCAAAAUAAAGCGAGAAAGUGGAGCUAGAGUCGAGGUAUUUUUAGUGCAAUCGAUUCCCAACCACGUGUGCACGCGUUGAUCAGGAUGGUCUGCAAGACAACAGUUCAACCGGCCUGUUCGCUUCUCCUGCUCCUCCUCGGAAUUACCUCUGGUGUCGUGCGCUCUGCCCCUGUCUCUGGCCAGCCCAACGCCACCGUGGAGCGCAGAUGGGAGACCCUCUUGUCCCGUUCCAUGCCCCGAAUCCCCGGGGAGAUGAAGGAAAUCAGCCGGGACACUGACUAUUUACUGGGCAUCAAAAGGCUACGGCGGCUUUACUGCAAUGUAGGCAUCGGGUUUCAUCUGCAAGUGUUGUCCGAUGGAAGAAUAAAUGGAAGUCACGAUGAGAGUCGGUACAGUCUGUUGGAAAUCUCUCCCGUGCGGAGGGGAGUUGUCAGCUUGCUCGGGGUGACCAGCGGCCUCUUUGUGGCUAUGAAUAGCAAAGGCAAGCUUUACGGAUCUACAUACUACAAUGACGAAUGCAAAUUCAACGAGAUACUGCUACCCAAUAAUUAUAACGCCUACGAGUCCAACGCAUACCCAACCAUGUACAUGGCAUUAAGCAAGACCGGCAAAGCGAAGAAGGGGAACAAAGUGACUCCGAUCAUGACCAUGACUCAUUUUCUACCGAGAAUCUGAGAGGGGCUCACCUCAGAACUUACCUCAGCAGGGAGGGACUAAUUGUAGGUUGGGGUCUCAACCACGGUCGGUGCACUUUCAGGAAAGUUUUAUGCAAGAUGAGUAGGUGUAUCAUAUAUUUAAAUUAAUUGUGACUAAAUAUUUAAGGAUGUAUAUUUUGCUCAGAAUGUUUAUUUAUAGUUGUACUGGUUUUAUAUUUCUGCAAACGCUGUGCAAGGAAAUAUACAAAUGUGAUGCCUCGUGUGCUUUAGACUUUGUCACAGGUGUGCUUGUCAUGUUUAAAAUUGUGAAACUGAAUUCCUUUAUGCAAUGGGUUUGCACUGGUGUAAUGGAGAUUCGUGUUGUGUUGGUUUUUAAUGAAUCGUUUCUCAUGGCACAGAGUCUUAGUCUUCAUCCAUGAGGUUUAGUAAAUCUGUUCAUUUUUACAUAUCUGCUUGUGACAAUGCUUGGUAUCUGACCUCCGUUGUGUGGCGUUGCUGUGUAAUUUCAAUGGAAUCCGUCUACUUCUGCUGAGGAAAGUACAGUGUUGAAGUCCUAACCCUCAAAUCUGUUUUUAGAUCUGCUGCUGCUGAACUUUGAACUCUCCUGCAGUCAAUCUUUGUCAGAUCUUCAGGUCAGAAGCUAUCCUUAACCUACCUACAGGCUUCAACAUUUUAGUAUUGUAAGUGCCCAGAUGCUUCAAAGGAGUAUUUUCAAUCCUAUUUAUGGCACGUCAAAGAACAAGUUGAUUUGGACCCAGUUUGUAUCGUUAAUAUACCUCACGGGCACUAAAUAGUUCUUCUUUUACCAACCCACAUGAAUAAAGAUACCAAGGCAUCUGCAAUGAAUUUGGGCAAGAUUUAACUUUGUGGAGGAGAUGUAAAAAGCUGCUGCUUUCUUGCAGAUUUCCAUUCCUACAAUCAAAUAAUUAUCUACCUCAUUUUAAGAACCCCGAAUAAAGCAAAGGUAUAGUCUCCUCCCAAAAGCGGCAUAGUAAUUCAAGACUGCGAGUUUGCCCCUGACAUAAUAGCGGUGAUCUUAAGUCAACAUACUACCAUAUGUAGCCAAGGGUAGCCAGUGGGGCGUCUAUUGCAUCCUAGUUGAGCCUUGUCACGUUUGAGCUAUCUUUACCCAGCGAUUUACUUUUAGUACGGAUAAUCAUGGUGAAAAUAUUUGCAGACAGCUGUUAGACUGCACUAUAUGGUCAUUGCGUAACCCUAUAUUUUCUUUAUAUAUUUUUUUCAAACCGAACCUCCGCCCUCCAAGCAAAAGAAAACAGCAGCACAUUUUACUCAAACAAUACGUUUGGGGGUGAGUGUGGUGGGGAGGGCGGUUGGUACUGGUGUUGAAAAGAACAACCCCCCUUUCAGAGUUUCAACUCAAAUAAAGAGACAAAUGUUGCCCAUUCAUGCGUGGAUUUGAAGGUCCAGUUAGAUGGUUCAAAUGGGGGCUGUCACAAAAGUGCAGACAGGGAUUCUGAAGUCCUUCAUUAAAAACUUCUGCCUUGCUCUUUGCUGCUAUGGUGAGGAUGGGGAGGAAAGUGGAAAGCUCUAACUCCUGGGUUUGACACUCCAUCGAUCCGACAGCAACAGAAAGUUCAGUUCAGUUUUCAACAUUCCUUUUAAUAAGCUGCUACUUGGUGUUUUCUAGAACUUUUAAGGGUCCUCAAUGUUUUAGUGAGGAUGAGCUGCUGGAAGGACGGUACUCAAAUCCAAAAUGAGACCGGCAAAAAUCUUACCAGGACGAGGUUAACUCUUUCCGCCUGUGUUUUUUUUUAUAAAUUGAAAUAUCUCCAUGCUAAUGCAUCCAUUUCUGAUCGUCUGCUUUGUCUUCAGUGGGGUUAGUGUGUCAAUGUUUGGUGAGUGAAUUACUGGUGUUUUGUAUUCGUUCCGAUAAUCUGUAUAAUUUGAAUCAUUGUCAUCAUCCUGAGGCAUAAAUUUCUGUUCCUUGUUAUGGGCAUGUAGAGUCACCAGUUUCCUUAAUUUGGCAUUAAAUUAAAUGUGCAUUCUUCACUGGCACAGCACAUGUAAGUCUAAGGUUCAAAUUAUUACUGAAACAUUGGGGGUGGGAAUCUUGCAGGAUUCACCAGCAAUGAAUAACAAUAAGGAAGUCAAAAAUAUACACAGGAAUCUGAAAUGGAAGGAAAAUAGAAUCUACUGGAAGUACACAACAGGUGAGAAAGACAAAUAACUUGUUGGGGAGAGACUUUGCCAGACAGUUUUCAAUUCAAAACAUAAUUUAUGUCACUUUCACAUCAAUAUUCAGUUUGUCUAAUUUUUUUACAGAAAUAUUUAGUAUACAACUUUUGUUUUCAGUCAGUAUAGCAUUCUGAUAAUAUUCCCAUGCAAAUUACACUCAGUACAAUAUAUCUAUAUUUGUUACAGCCUGUAAGAAGCUCGCUGAACCCAAAUGUUAGUGAAAACCUAUGCAUUUCUAUUAACUAAUACUCCACUUCCAAUUUGCUAUCUUAUACUAAGUCAAGGUUAGUACAGCAUUUGAAAUGCAAUGAGACAGUGAGAAGACAGUUAAAUGAACUUGUUAGGCUGACUAGUUGCCUUGAAGGUCCCUGUUAAUUAUGCCUUGGGAUGUACAGACACUGAGAUUUUAGAAUAUUACUUGAUAUGGUUGUCAAAUAAUAUUUAAGCUUUAAAUUUUGUUGGAAUGUGCCUGUAGUUUUAUACAGCUGAUGUUUAAUAUUGUAUAUGUAUGUGCCGUGCACAUUGAAAGGAAUUAUAUAAAUGAAAGCUUAUCUUUUACCUGUGCCAGUGUAUGAAU